ACAAUCAUACAGUGGGCUUUACUAUCAAGUCUUAAAGGCAGUGGCGAAUUCUCAGGGCCAGCAAAGCCUUCUCUGCUGGCCUAACAUGCCAAAUAAUAAAUAUUUUUCAUCCUUUCAUUCUCAUUGACCUUUGUGCCUAUGUAUUUUUAAUUGCUUUCCACUCUUCAUUAAUCUACAAACAAAUAAAGAAAAACGAAAAGUUUAUCCAUACAGAAUUUAUUCCUUGAUGCUUACAAGCACAGUGUGACAACUGUUUCACAAAUCGCAUGCCCGAAGCAGCAUGUGAGUCUGAGCUCCACCCCCUCAGGCCUUCAGAAUUUCUUCAGAAUCCCUCAACAGUGCAAAUGAAUGGGCAACUAAAGUCAGAUUGUCAGAUUCAUCAGCCAAUCAGAUUGAUUUAUUUGUUCUUGGUGGGUGUGAUCUUUAGGAUAUGUCCCGGUUGAGGCCUUCUAGCUGGCCUUGAGUGACGCAAUCACACGUGAAGAGCGUGAGAUCUUGCUGACGAGUCGGCUUUCAUCACUGCUGGUAUUGCCGUUGAGAAAGAGAUCCUUAUGUAUUUAAAAACACGAGAUGUUCUGCAUGACCGUGUGAUUGCUUAAUUUAUUAAACAGGAAAGGAGGACUGGUUUUCACUUCAAGCAAAUUGGUAAGUGCUUUUUGCAUUGUUAUAGCAACAUCAGGAGUUUUCUAAGUGUAAAUUAGGCUGCUUGAGAAUUCAGUGUCGAAUCAAGUUUUGAAAAGUAGUGCUGCGUUCCAUUCAACUCGGAAAGUGGGAUUUUACAACUUCCUACUAGGAAAGUGCAAAGAAAUUCAUCUUGAAUUCAGAAUUACAACUUGUAGGCUUGAGCAGAAAUUCUCAACUCCGAUUUCGCCGAGAUGCAGGGGCAUGAUGUCACACAAACAUGUCGACACUCAGGGAGAUAUACAAAGUAAGUGAUAAACAUUCACUUUAUUAAGUAAUAUCGAUAAAUGAGUUCGUUUUCACAUUACAUGAUAUCAAAGCUUGUUUAACAAUCGCCUGCAGAAACAGGUGUAUAAAACCUGGUAAAUUAUAAUCUCUUUUGAUAAUCGUACACCUGAAGCACAAAUGCUAGUGCUGCAGCAUUGUUUAUCAGUUGGGUUGCUAGGAGAUAUCUCUAAAGAGAGUCAAACCCCUGUUAAGCUAACGGGAGCAUUGCAGUUCCGAAUAUCAGGGAAUGGAAUGCAUUUAUGAUCGGAGAUAUCAAGUAGGAAUAUCCCUCAUCCAGCUUGAAUCGAACAGCAUAAUCUUGAACCGACGAAACAACAUUUAUUGCAAGCAAUAUUUAAAUUGCAAAUAUUAUUAGAUAGAUUUUCCAGGUAUUAUAGACCUCCUUGGUAGAUUCAUAUGAAAAAUUAUGAUUUUUGAAUGUCUGUUCGAAAGACAUUCAUUUCACAAAACAGUCAUGCUGCAGUUAAAAUUAGGCUUGCUUGAGCAUUAAGUGUCAUUUCAAGUUCUGGCUUUUGUGCGUGGACGUGUUUUAAAAUGUCAGUUGGUAUUACUAGUUAGCUGCGACAUAAUGUAUGAUGCUCAAAGGCAUAGGGUGUCUUAUUCAUUGUGAAACUGUGCUUAAAGGAGAAGCAGCACCAAAACCGAGCGUUUCUGACAGAUGGUCAGAAUGAGGGUGGAAAAUGAUCAUGUUUUACCAAUUUACAACUGUCGUUUGUCCAAAAAACUUUACUAAUAUUAUAAGUAAAUCUCAAGGAACAUAUUAAAAUAAUAAAAAAGGCAUGUCAGACCCCUUUAAUAUAUGUCAGUUUGAGGUCUCUCUCCUGGGUGUCUGGUUGGGAGAUGUCUCACAGUUCCCUUGUGAAAGAGAGAUCACGCAAAUGUCUAGGCCUGUUGGAAUUAGGAAGGAAGUUUACUUCUUCCUCACAUUGUGGGCUCCAGGAAGGGGUGGCCUUCACCCACUGACAGACUUUUCCUUUAGAGCAGCCCACAGUGCCCUUCUCACAGACUGGGUGAAUAUUUCCUCAUUAGCUUAGCUGCUGUCAAGACAAUUUGAGUUCCACAAAGUCCUCCUCCUGUUAGAGAACGCAUUUUUAUAGGUAUAGCUGUUAUCAUGGCAACCAGUGCAGUCCCUAGCGACAACCUCCCAACAUACAAAUUGGUGGUUGUGGGAGAUGGAGGCGUGGGAAAGAGUGCUCUUACCAUCCAGUUUUUUCAGAAGAUUUUUGUGCCAGACUAUGAUCCUACUAUUGAAGACUCCUACUUGAAACACACAGAGAUUGAUGGCCAGUGGGCGAUUUUGGAUGUUUUAGACACAGCAGGUCAAGAGGAAUUCAGUGCCAUGCGAGAGCAGUACAUGAGGACUGGCGAUGGUUUUCUCAUUGUGUUCUCUGUGACGGACAAGGCCAGCUUUGAACACGUUGACCGCUUUCACCAGCUCAUUCUACGAGUGAAAGACCGGGAGUCUUUCCCCAUUGUCUUGGUGGCCAACAAAGUGGACCUGGUGCAUCUGAGGAAAGUGACAAAUGAACAGGGUUGUGAGAUGGCAGCCAAACACAGUAUUACCUACAUUGAAACAAGUGCCAAGGAUCCACCAAUGAAUGUGGACAGAGCCUUUCAUGAACUGGUCAGAGUUAUCAGACAACAAAAUCCAGAGCGGAGUCUGAAAAAAAAGAAAAAGACGAAGUGGCGUGGAGACAGAGCCAUGAAUUCUCACAAGCUUCACUGUGUGAUGUUGUGACUACCUCUCCUGUCGAAAUCAUCAGCGUUCGGCAUGAUAAACUGCCACAGAACACUGAAUGGAGAUCUGCACUAAUGGGAGGACCACAGACUUUGAGUAUCAAAGACCUCACAUGAAGUCAGACAAUCUCUUCCUGUCUCAGGGAGGCAUAUUAGGAGAGUCAAGGGAUCACUGCACUCAAUGAGGAGCUAACUGAACUUCCUGAAGUAGACACUGUGUCCUAACCAGCCGGGAUGCAUCAAGUAAUUUACCUGUCCUCGCUGAAAGCAAAAAUGCUGCACGAAGCAACAAAAUCACAGCCAAGCAGAACCUGACUGAUGUUUAAAAUACAACUAUGUUAAGCAGGAUUUUGGACCAAUGUGAUAUCACUGUGGGCGGCCCAGUGAGACUGACAAAAUGUUGCACAUUGCUUUUUGCAGAUGGGGCCAGUUGAUAAAAACUUGGCUUGUGUGGAAUCCUACAUUUAUACAGAGAAUUUACAUUUACAUUUACAUUUAUUCAUUUGGCAGACGCUUUUAUUCAAAGCGACUUACAAAAGAGGAAAACAUAAGCAAAUCAUCUUAAGGAGACAGUGGAAUGAAAAGUGCCAUAUUACAAAGUUUCACUAGCACCAGAAUAGCAUUCAAAACAGAGUAAAUAGUUGGAGGUGCCAAGUCGCUUCACUGCUGGUCGCUAGUAGGUGUUCCUACUGGAAACAGUAUCCAACUGUAUCAGUAGGCGGAUCACAUGUGCUCCACACUCCUCAUUUCCAUUGGUAGUCCCUGCAUCAUGUUGCUACUCAUUUAAAUUAGUUAACCUGCUCAACUUUGUUGCAUUUCCAAUGGUCACUGUCACUUGUGCUGCCUCAAAUCGCCAACUCUCAAAAAUGAACGACUUUCAAUCACUUUGUCACUGCAGAUUGUUGUUUGUGUGAAUGUACCUUAGGACACGUUGUGAGAAUUUGCACAUGGACAGUGUUAACAUUCCACAUAGAAUAGGGAUAUUUGUUUAACGAUCAAGGAGUUCCAUUUGAAAGAUUAAAAUCUGUCUUAAUAUUGAAUAUUAAUUGCCAUUUUUGUAGAAAUAUGUAGGAUGAGUAUAGGUAGUGGAGCUUAUUUAUGAUGAGGACACUUUUAGUGUCAUUUACGUCCUAAAAAAGACUUUUACUGUUUAGCACAAGAAGUACUGACAUACAAGUACAUGACAGUCCCAUUGCACUAGCGCACAAAUCCAAAUCUUUUUGCACUUUUUCAGUAGGGGAUGGUAUGAAUGUUUUGGAUUGUGUUGCACACUUAAAGGUGCUGUAAGCAAUGUUUUGUAAUUACAUGUAUUAAAUGUCCCUUCCCCCUGACAGAUAUUACUGAAAUUGGUGUCCUGAGAUUUUAUAAUGCAGUUUUAAUCAAGCUAUGAGUUUCUGUGUAGUCGAGCUAAAAUCCUCACCUGACUAUCCAAACAUACAUGACACAAUGCAAAAUCGAAUAUUUCAAGGACGACAAAUACAGCGGGUUAAAUACGCAGGUUUCUUUGUAGACACGUGGGAGUGGCCCACGCAUUUUUUUUUAGCCAUUUACAAAACUACCCAAAUGAUUCAACCCUCUCUGCCUGAAUUAUUUGGCAUAUUUGGAUUUGCUGGCAUGUCUUUUUGGAGAGCGUGGUUUUGGAGAGAGUAUGUGUAGUGAAGUUAGCAAUGUGUUGGAAGCCUUUAAUUUAAAGCUUCUGUUGCAUACAAUGGAAGUGAAGGUUAGAGAGAAAUAGUGUGAUUUAGAUGGAUAGAUGGGCUAGAUUUUAUGCUUGAUCAGCCUUCAUUAUUCACCAGUUUUCCAAACCUCCUGUGCCUCAGAUUCCUUUUUGUUGAACCAAUUAAUGUGCCUGUGCCUGCAUGAUAAAUAGUCAAUUUCUUAGCCACUUGUUCUAACCAUUCCCAAAGGACAGACCUGUAGAAACUGAUCCAGUCUGCCAUUAAAGCCAUUGGAACUUAAAGCUAAAUUAUUUGUUGUAAUGUACAGUACAGCUUUGCUCUGCUAAGUUUUUCUUUAUUUUGACACAUCAUUAUGUAAUUCAGUAAGGGACAAUGUAUCAAACCUUUCUGUGACCUUUUCAGUUGAAUUGAGACCAAGUAUUGUUCCAUUUUCGGCAUCAAGUUUAGAUAGUUCAUAUCCCGAAUCUCUGUUACAAUUACUUUAACUGUGACAGGUGACAUUGUUUGUUAGAAAUCACAGUGUGGAGAUGAAUUUGCACAGGUGGACACAUUGAAUUUCCACAGCAAACAAGUCACUCAAAGCCCUUUACAUCUUUCAUGGUGUUAAACAUAAAUAUAAUCUCUAUGUGAAAUAAAAGUUUUCAAUUGCUUUUGAAUAAAAAAUUAAGCUUUA
Messenger RNA from Myxocyprinus asiaticus (Chinese sucker), 5058 nucleotides. Its product is annotated as ras-related protein M-Ras-like. NCBI's taxonomy places the organism in Eukaryota, Metazoa, Chordata, Actinopteri, Cypriniformes, Catostomidae. The transcript has 6 exons. Gene Ontology annotation, biological process: signal transduction. The record is from RefSeq and is a predicted model, not a curated record. Gene Ontology annotation, molecular function: GTPase activity; GTP binding; GDP binding. The coding region runs from base 2081 to 2707 and encodes 208 amino acids. Gene Ontology annotation, cellular component: plasma membrane.